CAGACGGUGUCGCCGUACGAGGAGGUGACGAGCCCGGAGGCGGAGCCGGGCCGCGCCGUCACCUGCUUCUACCGGCUGCGCACGGCGCGCAAGGACCUCGUGCUGCGCCUGCGCUUCCGCCGCUUCAAGGUCGGCGUCCUCGUCAACGGCACGCACUGCCUGCGCGGCUACUUACAGAUCGUGGAUGGCAAUGCGAAGACGGAGCUGAGUAACCGAAAGGAUCCGGGCAUGUUCUGCGGCGAGACGGAACAACCGCAGACGUUCAUCUCGGAGACGAGCUUCGUCAAGGUGGUGUUCCACGUGGACAACUUCACGGACCAGACCUACUUCAGCUUCGAGUCCCGCGUGGAGCAGCAGCUGGAGGUGUACGCGCGCUACGGCCACCACCCCGAGCUCUACCCCAACAGGCGCGGCCAGGUUGUGCCGGGGUCCUACUGCGAGCGCGUGUUCCGUGACUGUCGUCUGCAGACGUGCUACGUGCAGUCUCCCGCCUACCCAGGCGUCUACCCCAGGGGGCUGCACUGCCGCUACCACCUCAACACGAGGCUACCCUUCAUCAAGCUCUACAUCGAGAACGAGGUCUUCAACAUCGACGGCCAGCGCUGCGAGAACAUCAUGACCUGUCCCAUGAGGCCCAUCUCGUCGGGCGCCGAGAACUGCCCGUACGACUACAUUAAGGUGUACGACGGGAAGAACGAGAGCGCACCAGUCAUCGGCGUCUUCUGCGGGAUGGGACACUUCCCGUACUCGAUCAUCGGCACUUCGGAAGACCUGCUGGUGGAGUUCUCGAGCUCUCCGGCGGGCCCGCUGCUCAAUACGGGCUUCCACUUCAACGUGGGCAGCUGGCCGGGCCACGGGAAGCUGGCGGGCGUACGCAACGGCACGUGUGACUGGCUGCUGACCGGCGACGACCUGGGGUCCGACCAGGAGGGCAUCUUCCAGAGCGUCGCCCACUGGUACCCGCCCCACUCCUCCUGCACCUACCUGCUGCAGGGCCGGCCCGGACAGGUCGUGCGCCUCUACUUCCCCAGCUUUCGUAUCAACACGAUAGAGGCGCCCAUCCAGCCCUAUGACGGGGACUGCGGCGAGUCUCUGACGCUGUACGACGCGUCGUGGGCGGACGACGCGCGAAUUAUUAAAACCUUCUGCGACACCUUCUCCAGGGCCAUGGAGAAGCACGACUUCGUCUCCAGCGGCAGCUCCAUGUUCGUCCGCUUUGAAAGCAAGACUGGCAGCUACUCAGGGUCUUCGCUGUACUACUGGGCGCACUACGACUUCUUCAACGCGAGCCGCAGCGGCGACCCGGUGGCGGGCAGCGCCUGCGACGAGCAGUUCGUGGCGUGGAGGAGCGCCUCAGGGUACCUGCGCUCGCCGCUCAACACGCUGGUCUACAAGCGGCACGCCGACCCGCACCACAGCGUGCGCUGCCAGUACCGCUUCAUCUCCGACCGGAGGCUCUUCGCCAGGGUCAUCCUCACCAUAGAGUCCAUGGCUUUCAAGGACAACCCGUACAGCGUGGGCCGGUGCGGCGACUGCCUGCGCGACCGCGCGGACAAGCUGGUGGUGCUGGAGCCGGCGGGCAACGCGUCGUCGCCGGUGUCGGCGGUGCUGUCGGCGUGCCUGUGCCACGGGGGCGCGCAGCUGCCGCCGCUGUCGGUGGUGUCGCGCGGCGAGCGCCUCACGCUGGAGCUGCGCGUCGACGCGGCGCACGCCGCCUCCAGCUACUUCAAGCACGCGCCGCCGCUGUUCGAGGCGCGCUACCGCUUCGUGCACGCGCCCCUCUGCGGGCCGCCGCUGCUGCCGCCCGCCACCGACGGCGAGCUGCGCUUCCCCAACUUCGAGGCGCUGCUGGGCUUCGCGGAGCCGCCGCGCGCGCUGCACUGCAUCUGGCGGCUGGCGGUGCGGCCGGAGCGCCACCUCUGGCUGCACUUCGAGGACGCGCGGCUGGCGUCGCGCGACUGCCGGCUGUCGGUGUCGCUGCCCGCGCGGCCCGCGCCGCUGCUGUUCGCGUGCGGCGUCAACGCCAGUGCCUUGCAGGAGCUGCCCGUCAUCGCGGCCGCCGACCUGCUCCCUUCGCCUCUCGCUAAUGAGUUCUCAGUUUGCAUCGGUUGUUGUGUUACCUGGCGUACACGUGAACAAAUCAAUCAGCAGGAUUCCGGGUCGGCGCCGUCGUCGGGCGAGGCCGGCGAGGACGGGGAGGAGGCGUCGGCGCCCUCUUCCUACUACGUGACGCGCGCCGACGCGGCCGAGGACUGCGAGUUCCCGUGCCCCGGCGACGCGGGCUACUGCAUCCCCGCGCGGCUCGUCUGCAACGGCGUCGCCAACUGCCCGGCCAACGCGACGCUGGCGGCGGCCCAGGGCGACGAGGGCAGCGCGCUCUGCACGCGCCCCGACGCCGCCGACGUCAACUGGCUGGCCGUCGCGCUGUCCGCCGGCGCCGCCGCGCUGCUCGCUCUCGCCGCCUGCGUCGCCAUCGUCUGCCGCUCCUGCUGCGCCGGCGGCGCCGAUGCCGACAAGGCCGUCGCCGGGGACGUCGCGGCGGGAGGAGGCGUCGGCGUCGGCGGCGGUGGGGGCGGCAUAGACGACGAGCGCGCCUACGACGGCUACCGGCGAUGA
Schistocerca cancellata (South American locust) is the source of this 2616-nucleotide messenger RNA. RefSeq lists its product as uncharacterized. The coding region runs from base 229 to 2616 and encodes 795 amino acids. The transcript has 8 exons. Gene Ontology annotation, cellular component: plasma membrane. Lineage: Eukaryota; Metazoa; Arthropoda; Insecta; Orthoptera; Acrididae. The record is from RefSeq and is a predicted model, not a curated record.